Diaporthe batatas is the source of this 1302-nucleotide messenger RNA. RefSeq lists its product as uncharacterized. The record is from RefSeq and is a predicted model, not a curated record. The transcript has 4 exons. Bases 1 to 1302 code for a protein of 433 amino acids. Gene Ontology annotation, molecular function: oxidoreductase activity, acting on paired donors, with incorporation or reduction of molecular oxygen; iron ion binding; monooxygenase activity. NCBI's taxonomy places the organism in Eukaryota, Fungi, Ascomycota, Sordariomycetes, Diaporthales, Diaporthaceae.
AUGUAUUCUCCAUACCUUCUUGGGUAUCUCCCAGAUACUACAUGGUCCAAGGCACUCUCCACCGCGGCACUCGUGCUAGCCACCUACCUCCUCGCCGUCCUGCUCCACGCCCAGCUGCUCCACCCGCUGCGCAAGUACCCAGGCCCCCUGUACGCGCGCUUCACGCGCAUCCCCUUCUGGACCGCCAGCCUCCGCGGCCACGGCCACACCUUCCUCCACGCCCUCCACGAGAGACACGGGCUCGUGGUGCGCUACAGCCCCAGCGCCGUCUCCUACACCGAGCCACAGGCAGCGGCCGGCCGGCGCGAGAACCCCAAGGCAUCCUGGUUCCAGCUGCCAGCGUACAAUGGCGUCCCCAGCAUCUUUGCGGUCCCCGACGGCGGCGGGCACGCCAGGGUGCGCCGGGCGUUCGCGCCUGCGUUCUCGGAGCGCAGCCUCAAGGCGCAGGAGGGCCUCUUCCGGCGGUAUGCCGACCUCCUCGUCGCCAGGGUGCGGGAGCAGGCCGGCGAGGAUGAGCGGGUCGAGAUGGUCAGGAUGCUGAACUACACGGCCUUCGACAUCAUGGCCGAGCUGUGCUUCGGCGAGCCCCUCGGGCUCCUGGGGAUGAUGGACUACAGCCCCUGGGUGGCGUCUGUCUUUGCCGCGGUCAGGAUGCUGCCGUUCCUGCAGAUCUGUGCGUAUUACCCCGUGCUGGGGCGUCUGUUGCACUGGCUCGAGCCGGGCUGGGCGAGGGAGAUGAGGGGCGCCCACUUCAGGCACUCGGCGGACCGCGUGGACCGCCGGCUUGCGGACGGGAGCGACAAACCUGACAUUUGGAACCUGCUGUUGUCGGAGGACGGCAAGGGGCACCGGCUCACGCUGGACGAGAUGCACUCGAACGCCGAGGGCUUCAUGCUGGCGGGCACGGAAACGACGGCCACGCUGAUGAGCGGCCUCCUGUACCACCUCCUCACGAACCCGGACAAGCUCGCCCUCCUCCGCGCCGAGGUGGCGGCGUACCGCUCGCCGGCCAACUUCAUGCGCCCGGGCCGCUUCGCGCCCGAGAAGUGGCUGGGCGAUGCCGAGUACGCCGCGGACAGGAGGGACGCCCUCCAGCCCUUCUCGUUUGGGCCCCGCAACUGCGUCGGGGUGAGCUUUGCCUGGCACGAGGUGAGGCUUGUCGUCGGCAGGCUCGUCUUCAGCUUUGACUUUGAGCUUUGUGAGGAGAGUCGUGAUUGGGCGAGGCAGAGGGUCUUUGUCCUCUGGGAGAAGAAUCCUUUGUAUCUACGUGUCAAACCUUUUGGUGAGGUGAGGGCCCAGUAG